CCCUCCGCGGGGGCGCCGACUCUUUCCUCCGGGCCCGGGAGGCUUCAGAGGCAGCAGUCGCGGCGAGCCGCGCGCCGAUUUCUCCCGGGACGGCCGCGGGAACCACGCCGGCGACAGCGGCAGCCGGAGACGCUCUCCUGGUCUGCGUUCUGACUCUUCUGUGGAACAGAGCUUAAGGAUCACUGUUGGCAAUGACCACUUUUGUGUUAGCACACCAGAACGGCGACACCUUAAUGAUCGGCUGGGGUCACCAGUGGAUAAUCUGGAAGACAUGGACAGGGAUGACCUGAUAGAUGAUUCUAUCUUCACUCGACGCUCCCAGUGCUCUCGGGGUCUUGAGCGAUAUAUUUCCCGGGAAGAGGAGCCUCUUAGUCCCUUCUUGGGACAAUUUGAUGAGGACUACAGAACAAGAGAGACUUUCCUGCAUCGAUCUGAUUAUAGUCCCCAUAUCAGUUGUCAUGAUGAGCUAUUGCGGGGAACAGAACGGACUAGAGACAAACUCAAAAGCUCCUACUCUGUCCGAUCUGAAGAAAGGAGCCGGGAGGCCAAAAGGCCCCGUUAUGAUGAUACAGAGAAGAUAUACAGCAUGGGAGGGGAUCACCCAGCUUUUACUUCCGGGACUCGAAACUAUCGGCAGCGCAGACGAAGCCCAAGUCCUAGGUUUCUAGACCCUGAGUUUCGAGAGCUGGACCUUGCCAGGAGAAAGCGAGAGGAAGAGGAACGAAGUAGGAGCUUGAGUCAGGAGCUUGUGGGAGAAGAUGAUGGUGGCAAUAGCUGUUCUAUUCCUGGAUUAUCAGGUGCCCUGACAGCUUCGGAGCCCGGAUAUUCUUUGCAUCGGCCUGAGGAAGUAUCUGUGAUGCCCAAGAAGUCCAUUCUGAAGAAGCGGAUUGAGGUGGACAUGGAACCUUCUGUACAGCUUGGCAGUUUUUCCAGCAGCACCAGCGCUAGCCAGGAUCAUGCUGGACACUCACCUCUUCCACUAAGUGGUGCUAUUGCAGCUUUUGCCUCAGAGAUUGAAGAUAAGGAGACAACAGUGGAGACUGCCCUGAAAGAACCUCAGGGCAACCUCUACCAAUGGGGUCCCCUCUCUGGGGUGCCCAAAGACAGCAGUCCCCUCAGAGAAAAAUUUGGAAGCUUUCUGUGCCACAAGGAAAACCUGGAUUUGAAGGCUGAGGGACCAACAGACUUCUUACUGCCCCAUGAGAGAGCUAGCCAGGAUGGAAGUGGGUUUUCCCGCAUUCUGAGCAUGUUGGCGGAUUCUACCAGCACACAGGAGAAAAGACGCCGAAGCUUUCCUGACAUUGAAGAUGAGGAGAAAUUUCUCUAUGGGGAUGAAGAAGAGGACUUUAAGGCAGAGUCCCCACCAAAGGCCCCUGGGGACUCUGAGAGUGAAGUUAUAAGGCAGAAAACAAGCUCCCUCCCCUCUUCAUCUCCAGCUAUAAAGGGGGAAUCCCUAGAAGAGACCAAUCCCGAAUAUGCCAAGAUUCAUGACUUGCUAAAGACCAUAGGGCUGGAUAUCGGAGUAGCAGAGAUUAGUCAACUGGCUGUGCGCACUCAAGAGCGACUUCACGGCAAGAAGCCAUCAUCACGCUCCACAACUGACCGGCGUUCUUCUGUUGACCGACACUUUUCAGCAGACCGUUCCUCUGUUGACCGCCGUUUCUCGGUUGAUCGGUACUCCUCAGAUCCCCAUAGACUGGAUGACAGGGAGACACACCGUGGCAAUGCACACUCCCCUGAGGGGUCCCAUCCACACUCAGCCUCCUCGAUAGAUCCUUACCUACUCACAAAACACAGCCCUCCCUUCCUAAAAUCUGACCAUCCAGUAGGUCAUAUUUCAAGACCCAAGGUAGUUGGUGGUGGGUUUCAGUCAGCUGUUGCAGUCAGGUGUGUAUUGCCCUCCGCAUCUUCUACCCCAAUUAGGCUUCCCCACUCUGCUUCAUUAUCUCAGUUUCAUGUGCCACAGGACUCUCAGUUUGCCGCAGCUCGGAUACCUCCAAACUACCAGGGACCAGCCAUCCCUGCUGCCUCCUUCGAUGCUUAUAGGUCCUACAUGGCCUAUGCAGCUGCAAGAUGGCCCUUGUACCCUGCAUCUCAGCCAGCAACCCCGCUUCUACCUGAGCUUCAUAGAAUAAUGCCACUAACCAAACAAGCUUCUCGGAGCCGUCCCAACCUCCGUGUCAUCCCCACUGUGACUCCUGACAAGCCCAAACAGGAGGAGUCAGUGCCAGACUCAGUUCCUACUGCCCAAGUACCUGUCCAGGUGUCUAUCCCACCACUCAUAAGAUACAACCCAGAGAAAAUCUCCGAUGAGAAGAACCGUGCCUCCCAGAAGCAGAAGGUUAUUGAAGAGAGAGAAAAACUGAAAAGUGAUCGGGAAGCCCGCCAGAAGAAAAUGUACUAUCUCAGGACCGAGUUGGAGCGGCUACAUAAACAACAAGGGGAGAUGCUACGCAAGAAGCAAAGGGAGAAGGACGGUCACAAAGACCCACUCCUGGUGGAGAUGAGUCGGCUGCAAGAUAACAUCAUGAAGGAUAUUGCAGAGCUACGGCAGGAAGCAGAAGAGGCAGAAAAGAAGCAAUCUGAACUUGACAAAGUGGCUCAGAUCUUAGGAAUUAACAUCUUUGAUAAAGCCCAGAAAUCUUCAAAUGACAGUAAAGAGCUUACUGAGAAGCCUGGGAAAGCAGAAAAAUCUAAGAGCCCAGAGAAAAUGUUGGCCUCCUCAAAGUCUUCUAGCAUUAAGGAAUCAAAGGUAAACCAUGAGAAGACCUGUGUGAAGAGCCCUAAGCCUGCUGAAAGCCCCCAGCCACCUGCUAAGCAGUGUGAUCAGCCUGUUGCUGGCUGUGAGUAUUAUGAUGCUGGCAACCACUGGUGCAAAAGCUGCAGUACCAUCUGUGGGACUAUGUUUGACUUCUUCACCCACAUGCACCAUGAGAAGCACACACAGACACUGGAUCCCUACCACAGACCUUGGGCUUCAAAGACCCAGAGUGAGGCCAAGCAAGAUGCUCUAAAGCAUACUGACAAGAUAACUGUUCCUGCAAAAGGCUGUGAGUUUCUGAUUCCUAUUACUGGAUUUUACUGCCUACUCUGUGAAGAACUUUUGGGCGAUCCAAUUUCUGGAGAGCAACAUGUGAAGGGUCACGAACACAAUGACAAAUACAAGAAAUACAUGGAUGAAAAUCCAUUGUAUGAGGCAAGGCGGAAUCUGGAGCGGCGGAAUCUGGAGCGGCGGAACCUAGACCGUCAGCCUAACCCAUUUGCUGUGGUCCUAGAGAAAGAACGGCGACGGCAAAAUGAGCUAAAGCGCAAACUUAGGGAGAAACAAAAAGAGGAGAAAGAAAAAAAGGCAAAGGUUGUGAAAGAAACAAAGGAGAGUGACAAGAUCUGUAUGGAAUUAGAAGACCAAGUCUCUGAGUGUUGGAACUCCCCUGAAAAAGCUGAAAAUAAAAGGAAUCUGAACAUCAAACUCCAAUUAAAAGAAGAGGUGAAGAAGGAAUCACCAACAUCAUCAUCUUUUGGGAAAUUCAGCUGGAAGAAGUCAGAAAAAGAAGAGGAAAAGAGUUCAGAGGUAGCCCCAAGUAUCCUUAAAGAAGAGAUUGUGGAAAGCAGUAAGGAUAAAGAAGAUGGCAAAGCUGAAACUGGGAAGGCAAAGCCCAUCAAAAUCAAGCUAUCUGGGAAAACUGUUGUUGCACAUACCAGCCCCUGGAUGCCUGUUGUGACAACUUCAGCACAGACUAAAAUCCGACCCAACCUGCCUAUCCCAUCCACAGUACUCCGCAAGUCAGCUUCAGCUACAGUGAGCAAGCCUGCCCCUCUUAACACCUUUCUGUCCAUCAAGUCCUCUGGAACUACUGCUAAACCUCUGCCAGUGGUUAAAGAGUCUUCAGCUGAUCUCCUCUUGCCUCCAGACAUCAUCUCCAAAGCUUUUGGAGGAGAAGAAGUGAUUCUAAAAGGGUCUCCAGAGGAAAAAGUGCUGGCUGAAAAGAAUGAGCCAUCCCAUAUACCUGAGCAAAUGUUGCCGCCACCGCCGCCACCUCUUCCUCCCCCUCCCCCUCCUCCUCCACCUCCUCCUCCACCAUCUCCUCCUCCAUCUCCUCCUCCACCUCCCCCACCUCCAGUUAUACCUCAUCCCACUGCUCCAUCUCCUGCUCAAGCAAAUGUGGUCUUGACUCCAGGAAAAUCAAACUCAGCUGUAUCUCAGACUCUCAGUUCUGGCUUCCUGGGUCCUAACAUUCUGAACUCAGUGUUGCCUGUAGCCUUCAAGGCCUCAGCACAGCCAGCUGCCAUUCCUUCUGAUGAGACAGCUCCUGGGGAACAAUUCCAAAAGCCUGCACAUUUACAAAAGGAAGCACUGCAGCAGACAUUCCUGCUCCAGGAGUGUAAAGAUAGAAGUCACGGAGAUCAUGGAAAUGAUGAACACCCUUGUGACCAGUAGGCAGUCACCUCUAGGGUCUGACUUCCAGAAGAACCCAUCGGCAAAAACUCCCAAUUACCACUGCUCUCAAGCUGCCCCUAAGAUGGGCAGUCACCAGUCUGUUUUCUGUCUCUAUGGCUUUACCUAUUCUGAACAUGAAUCAUACAGCCUGUGGUCUUUUGUGUCUGGCUUCUUUCAUUUAGCAUGAUGUUCUCAACAUUCAUCCAUAUGGUGUCAUGUAUCAUUGCUUCACCACAUAAUAUAUCGUUGAUAUACACCAUGUUUUGUUUAUCCAUUAGUUGGUGGACAUUUUGGUUAUUUCCACUUUGGAGCAAUUAUGAAUAAUGCUGCUAUAUUCAUGUGCAAGUUUUUGAGAGGAUAUAUAUUUUCAGUUUUCUUGGGUGUAUACCUACAAAUAGAAUUGCUAUUGGUAACUGUGUAACUUUUUAAAAAUAAAAGUUUGUAUUAAAA
Molecule: messenger RNA, 4888 nt
Organism: Chinchilla lanigera (long-tailed chinchilla)
Lineage: Eukaryota; Metazoa; Chordata; Mammalia; Rodentia; Chinchillidae
Gene: Znf318
Product: zinc finger protein 318
Biological process (GO): negative regulation of DNA-templated transcription; positive regulation of DNA-templated transcription
Cellular component (GO): nucleoplasm
Molecular function (GO): nucleic acid binding; zinc ion binding
Source: RefSeq, a predicted model, not a curated record